This is a messenger RNA of Cladophialophora yegresii CBS 114405, 1086 nucleotides long. RefSeq lists its product as uncharacterized. The transcript has a single exon. Gene Ontology annotation, molecular function: hydrolase activity. The record is from RefSeq and is a predicted model, not a curated record. Lineage: Eukaryota; Fungi; Ascomycota; Eurotiomycetes; Chaetothyriales; Herpotrichiellaceae. The coding region runs from base 1 to 1086 and encodes 361 amino acids.
AUGGCCCCCGAUCAACCCUUCACCGUCGACAAAAUCAAAGUACAUGGCGACCAACGCAUUUCCCACCUGACAGCGUACUUGAACGGAUACACGUAUGGCCUCCUCUUCAGCCCAGCGUCACCUUCGGUGCCCAAGCGUGGGACAAUCUUCUUGAUCCACGGCUUCCCAGACCUCAGCAUGGGCUGGCGGUAUCAAAUCCCCUUCCUGACAAAACUAGGCUUGGACGUCGUUGCACCGGACAGUAUUGGCUACGGCCGCACCGACGCACCGCCUUUCAAACUCCAAGAUUACACAUAUAGGCGCGCAGCAGACGACAUUGCCGAACUGGCCCGCCAACUCGGCCUCUCCCAAAUCAUCCUAGGCGGCCACGACUGGGGCGGUAGCAUCGUGUACCGCGUCGCGCAGUACUAUCCGUCCUUGAUCUUCGCCGUCUUCUCAAUCUGCACGCCUUACUUUCCACCAAACGAGAAAUACGAACCGCUGGAUAUUCUGAUUCAGAAGCGCCUUCCGAAUUUCGGCUACCAAGCGCACUUUGCGUCCGGCGAGAUCGAAGAGGCCGUGAAAUCAAAGGCCGAGAUUCGUAACUUCCUCAACAACCUCUUCGGGGCGAGGACCACCGACACCAAGGAAGUCGCCUUCGACGCGAACGUCGGCAUCGACCUAGCCAAGCAAGCCCGAAUCGGCAAGACCAAGCUCCUGACCGAUGAAGAAAUGGACUACUACGUGACUGAGUACGCGAGGCAUGGCGUCAACGGGCCCCUCAACUGGUACCGCAACCGCGAGGUAAACUACAUGAACGAGUGGCGGGAUUUCUUCGCGAGCGGCACAAAGACAGGUCCCCAGGCCCAGAAAGAUCUGACACUGUCCAUGGAAGUUCUGUUUGUUUUGGCCAAGAAAGAUCAAGCGCUGAAGCCGUUUAUGGCGCAGAAGAUGGAGGAGCGGAUCCCGAGAUUGACAAGACGGGAGGUGGAUGCGGGACAUUGGGCACUCUGGGAACGUCCAGAGGACUGUAACAAAAUCAUCGGCGAGUGGUUAGAGAGAAAGGUGUUUCCGUUUCUUGGCAGAAAAAGGGAGGGUAAAUUGUGA